AUGGCGAUGAGUCGGAUUAGAGGCGCCUUUGCGGUGCCUAGGAAAGGAGAGACGUUCGAAUUGCGAGCUGGUCUUGUAUCCCAAUAUGCCUAUGAACGAAAGGAGUCUAUUCAGAAGACCAUCAUGGCCAUGACUCUGGGCAAAGACGUCUCCGCCCUUUUCCCGGAUGUGCUGAAGAACAUUGCGACAAAUGAUUUGGAGCAGAAGAAGCUCGUAUACCUUUAUUUAAUGAAUUAUGCCAAAUCCCACCCGGACCUCUGUAUUCUCGCCGUCAACACCUUCGUACAAGACUCCGAAGACCCCAAUCCGCUGAUUCGAGCGCUCGCAAUCCGCACUAUGGGAUGUAUCCGCGUGGACAAGAUGGUGGAUUACAUGGAGGAGCCCCUGCGGAAGACCCUUCGCGACGAAUCGCCGUAUGUCCGCAAGACCGCUGCGAUCUGCGUGGCCAAGCUGUUCGACUUGAACCCUGGCAUGUGCUUGGAGAAUGGCUUCCUGGAGAUGCUGCAGGAGAUGAUCGGAGACCCCAACCCCAUGGUGGUCGCUAAUUCCGUGACGGCACUCUCCGAAAUCCACCAUGCCGCUCCAGAGACCAACGCCCUCCAGGUCACCACUAACACUCUGCGCAAACUGCUGAUGGCCCUGAAUGAGUGUACGGAGUGGGGUCGAGUGACCAUUCUGACCACCCUGGCGGAGUACAAGACACUGGAAGUGACCGAGUCGGAGCAUAUCUGUGAGCGCGUUGCGCCCCAGUUCCAGCAUGCCAACCCCAGUGUCGUAUUGGCGGCUGUCAAGGUGGUUUUCUUACAUAUGAGGAACAUCAACCCUGAGUUGUCGAAGAACUAUUUGAAAAAGAUGGCCCCUCCUCUUGUUACCCUGGUCUCCUCCGCUCCUGAGGUGCAGUAUGUUGCCCUGAGAAACAUUGAUCUAUUGCUGCAGAAACAGCCGGAUAUUCUGAACAAGGAGCUCCGAGUGUUCUUCUGCAAAUACAAUGACCCGCCCUAUGUGAAAUUCCAGAAGCUCGAAAUUAUGGUUCGGAUAGCCAACGAUCGCAAUGUUGACCAGCUACUGUCGGAGUUGAAGGAGUAUGCCCUAGAGGUGGAUAUGGACUUUGUUCGGCGCGCUGUUAAGGCUAUCGGACAAGUGGCGAUUAAGAUCGAGAGCGCGAGCGAGAAGUGUGUCAACACAUUACUGGACCUGAUCAACACCAAGGUGAACUAUGUGGUGCAGGAGGCGAUUGUGGUGAUCAAGGAUAUUUUCCGGAAGUAUCCUGGCUACGAAGGCAUCAUUCCCACGCUUUGCAAGUGCAUUGAUGAGCUGGAUGAGCCCAAUGCUCGGGCCGCUCUGAUCUGGAUUGUGGGUGAAUACGCCGAGAAGAUCAGCAAUGCUGGUGAUAUUCUCGGCGGAUUCGUAGAAGGGUUCAACGAGGAAUUCUCUCAGACUCAACUGCAAAUCCUGACCGCUGUCGUGAAACUCUUUUUGAAGCGGCCUGAGAAAGCUCAGGGGCUUGUGCAGAAGGUGCUUCAGGCGGCCACCGCCGAGAAUGAUAACCCUGACGUUCGUGAUCGUGCCUAUGUGUACUGGCGGUUGCUCUCCAACACUAGCGAUCCGGGGGCUACCAAGAACAUUGUGCUAUCUGAGAAGCCUCCCAUUGUGACCACGAUCCACUCUCUGCCUCCCGCGCUUCUCGAACAACUGCUCGCCGAGCUUUCCACGCUCGCAUCGGUCUACCACAAGCCACCGGAGCAGUUUGUCGGCCAAGGCCGAUUCGGUGCGGAUGCCGUGCAAAGAGCCGCCAUCGAGGAACAAAUUCAAAAUGCACGAGAGAACCCACUGGCUGCUGCCGCCGCUGCCGCGGCAGUUACGGGUAAGACGCCGCCUCCACAGACCCAGAACAAUGUGGAGAACCUGCUGGAUAUCGACUUUGAUGGCACGGCACCGGCCUCGGCGCAUAAGGAGCCCGGCGGAGGCAUGUCUGGCCUCGAGGGUCUUGCCGGCACGCCCGUCCGGGUCGAGUCUCCUGCGGCGGGGGCUCCGGCCGGCAGCAAUAACCUGGACGAUCUUCUCGGGGUGUUUGGCGACGGCGGAAGCGCAGGGGGUGCGGCGGCCAGCAGUGCUACUCCCAACGGCGGUGCUGGUGCCGACCUCAUGAAUGGGUUUGCUGGACUCGAUCUGUCGGGCAAUAAUACCACGUCGCCACCACCUGGAGGGAGUCAGCCGAAGAAAACCAAUGAGGAUAUUUUGUCCUUGUUUUAG
Aspergillus terreus NIH2624 is the source of this 2253-nucleotide messenger RNA. RefSeq names its product putative AP-1 adaptor complex subunit beta. The coding region runs from base 1 to 2253 and encodes 750 amino acids. NCBI's taxonomy places the organism in Eukaryota, Fungi, Ascomycota, Eurotiomycetes, Eurotiales, Aspergillaceae. The record is from RefSeq and is a predicted model, not a curated record. Gene Ontology annotation, cellular component: membrane coat. Gene Ontology annotation, molecular function: clathrin binding. The transcript has 7 exons. Gene Ontology annotation, biological process: vesicle-mediated transport; intracellular protein transport.